GGUGUUCACGGAUGAGGCAUCCAUCUCUUUCAACUUUGAAUAUGCAUAGGUCUAUAGUAUUUUGUUAAACUAGUAAAUCUAUUAGUGAACAAUUAUAUUUUUCAUUGCCAAGUAUCAAUAUCACAUUAUAUCGAUAGUCAUGGAGGGUAAAAGCGGUGUAGUAGGUGCAGACAAGAUCAUUGAAGAGAUUGGCGGGUGCGGACGUUUCCAAUGGCGCAUGUCCGCCCUGAUCCAUUCCAUGAAGACCGUCGUAGCGUUCUGUCUGGUAGCAUCUGUCUUAAUGUCAAAGAAGCCAGCGGCAUGGUGGUGCCGCACGUCAUACGACGUUAACGCGACCGGCUCAGUCGGCGACGCGACGGCGUCAUGCGCAUCGCAGCCCAACGCGACCAACUGUUUUCUGAAGACGUGUCGCCCUCGAAACGUCAGCGGUUGCGAGGCUUACGAGUACGAUAACAGCCCGUCCACUCUAGUGACCGAAUUCGACCUUCUCUGUGACUUGAGCUGGGUACCCAGCACUAUCAUGUCCAUCCAGCUUGGCGGCGUUCUGCUCGGGAAUUUCGUCGGCGGUCUAUUUGCCGACAUGUUUGGAAGGAAACCCGUGCUGUUCGCGUCCAUGUUCAUACUGACCAUAUCCAACCUCGUAGGUUACUUGGCGGGGAGUUGGGUACUGAUGGCGGCCUCCCGGAUGUUCGUUGGUCUAGGCUGUGGUCUCUUCCUGAAUACGCAGAAUUCCUAUCUCUGUGAGUUCACGCUAGCUCAGUACCGCCCUUUGGCCAUUGGGUUUCCGUCUUGGCCCAUCCAAAACUGCCUGUUCGCGCUGCUAGCCUGGCUUCUGAAAGACUGGCGUUACAUUCAGCUCAUGGUAUCGCUUGCCUGUCUCCCGACGUUCCUUGCUUGGUGGUGGAUACCAGAAAGCUUCCGGUGGUACAUCGCUCACGACAAACAGCACCAAGCCAUGGCUGUCGUGAAGCAGGUGUCAAAAUUCAACAAGACGGCACCACGUGACCUGGAUCUUCUCCUGACAGCGAGCAAGCAACUCAAACCACCGAAUAAGAGCGCAUUCUUAGAUCUGUUUCGGUCCACGCAACUGCUUAGAUUGACUGUUUUGCUGGCAAGUAACUGGUUCGCCCUAGGCCUGAUACAGUAUGGCAUUAACUACGGUAUCCAAGGCCUGUCUGGAAGCAUCUACUUGAACAUAUUCCUCUUUAACCUCGCAACGGUCCCUACUAAAUUUGUGACAGUUUGGCUCACCAACAGGCUCGGCCGCCGGCUGUCCACCAUCGUCAUCUUUGUGCUGAUCUUCAUAGCAGGCCUUGCCUGUGGUAUCAUACAGAGUAUAGAAACGCCAUAUAAAGGCGGGUUGACCAACGGUUUUUCAAUGGCCGUCUACUUCUGUAUCGGGGCCGCAUGGGGACCAAUUCAAACAAUGACCAUUGAACUGUAUCCCACUGUCAUCAGGACCAGUGGGUUUGGCUGUCUAAACGUGUUGUCCAGGGUUGGGGCGAUGAUUGGACCGCAGCUUGUGUUCUUGGAUAAGUUUGCUCCGGGACUACUUUAUUACUGGUGCGCAGGAAUAUCGGUCGUAUGUGUGAUAUGUCAGCUAUUCCUACCCGAGACUAAGAACGCUGCGUUAAACGACAACAUGGACUAUCUAAAGGAGAAGGGUGCUGGUAAAGCGAAGAACAAUCCUAUUUGAAGUUGGUGAAAUGCGCAUUUUCGAAUGUCAUACCAAAUAAGUUCGUUGGUUGUGUUUGGAUUAUAUUUUUAUAAAACUAUGUAUAUAAUAUACAUUAAAUAUAUUCCCUUUCUUAUUGCUUCUACCCAUCAAGAAAUACUUUUGUUAAUAAUUGUUGUUUCGAUGUCUCAUGUAGUUACUGUUGAAACGUCAAAUAAGUAUAUAAAAAAAACACACAAUCCUGACUUCAGUAUGCAACACCCAGAUGGCACUGUGCCAGACAGGAUUUUAUGAAAAUUUUAUUUGGAUUUACUUUCUAGCGUUUUAAUAUAAUGGUUUUCGUUUUUAAGACAUGUUCCUUGUUGUAUUCGCUUUGUAUUCAUAGCAUUGUUCAUGCAUUCUUUAUGGAUUGUUUUAAGUGUAAUAAUUGUUUGGUGUAUACGGGUCCGGGUCAAGCAAAAAUCAACCCGAUUCAAGUUUUUGUUUCGGGGAUAAUUUGUAUUGGAAGUAUUAUAUCUAGACCAAACAUGAAAUUAUGAACACUUGGUGUAGACUUGAUCACAUAAAUCUACAAAUGCGAGCAUGUUU
Dreissena polymorpha is the source of this 2263-nucleotide messenger RNA. Its product is annotated as solute carrier family 22 member 6-A-like. Lineage: Eukaryota; Metazoa; Mollusca; Bivalvia; Myida; Dreissenidae. The coding region runs from base 140 to 1696 and encodes 518 amino acids. Gene Ontology annotation, cellular component: membrane. Gene Ontology annotation, biological process: transmembrane transport. The transcript has 8 exons. Gene Ontology annotation, molecular function: transmembrane transporter activity. The record is from RefSeq and is a predicted model, not a curated record.